CGGACGAGCUUUCUGACCGCGCGAGGGCUGGAUCCGACGGCUGGAUUCGUCGCUCUGCUGGGUGGCUUCCUUGACAUCAGCGAAGUUACCAAGGACUCCACGCGCCGGGUAUUUCAGAUAUACAAGCGAUGCGCACAGGUUGAUCACAUGACCACCAUUCUCCCACGCCUCGUCUCUGACAGUGACUCCCACAUGCGCGCUCUAGGCCUCAGGACAGACGAAAAAAGCACCUCGGCCAUUAUUGACCCCCAGAAGUUCCUCGGCCUCUUGAGCUACCAGCUCACACACCGCGCUUCGGGCGUCCACGACAUCGCCAAUGACCCGUCCCUGCUGCGCGAGACCUGGAGCGUGUACAUGCCCCUCGAGGACUCACCGUACAUUGAUAUCAUGCUGCCCUGGCUGCCCACGCCGUCCAAGCUGCGCAAGGUCUGGGGCUACGCGAAGCUGCACUUGACCGUGACCAAGAUUGCGCAGGAGCGUAAAGCCGCGGGGCGUACAGAGGAUGACAUGCUGCAGAUGAUGAUCGAGACAGACCUGGGAUCCAAGAUGCAAUCGGUCUCGGUCAUCGGCGCUGUGCUCGCUGGGGUUUUUAACACCACUUUCUCGACCGUCUAUAAUAUAUGCAGUCUAGCAAACGAGCCGGAGUGGCUCGACAAGGUCCGCACCGAGAUCGACACCGUCCUCGAGAGACGGCGCGCUCUAUCACCAAAUGCAUCCGAGCCACUAGUCGACACCUUGCAGAGGUUGUCAGUAUGGGACUGGGAGGCAUGCUUCCCGAUCCUGAGGGCGGCCAUCACCGAGAGCAUCCGGUUUACCAUGGCUGGGUCGGUGGUGAGGAAGAACAUCAGCGCCAGGGACCUUGAGAUCGGUGUCGGAGGCCUCGUCGUGCCGCCGGGCAGCCUUACCAUCCAUGCCACGGCCGAUACGCACAUGAAUGAGGCAAUCUAUCCGGACCCUCUGAAGUGGGAUCCCAGUCGGUUUCUUGGGGACAAGCACCAAGGCGAUGACGUGCCUCACGGGUACCUGGGUUGGGGGUCGGGGAAUCAUCCUUGUCCGGCUAGGAGGUUUGCGGAGCUGAAUGUGAUUGUGGCGAACGUGCUGUUCGUAGCCCACUAUGAUUUCCACGUCUGCGACAAAGUUGGUAAUCGCAGGUCUGGGCCACUGCCUCGUAUCAUCUACAAUCGUCAGGGGGCCGGACAGCUGGAGACAAACGUAUUUCUCAAGUGCCAGCGUAGGAUAUACGCGCCAGCUUGA
Molecule: messenger RNA, 1254 nt
Organism: Microdochium trichocladiopsis
Lineage: Eukaryota; Fungi; Ascomycota; Sordariomycetes; Xylariales; Microdochiaceae
Product: cytochrome P450
Exons: 3
Molecular function (GO): iron ion binding; heme binding; oxidoreductase activity, acting on paired donors, with incorporation or reduction of molecular oxygen
Source: RefSeq, a predicted model, not a curated record